Messenger RNA from Columba livia (rock pigeon), 6407 nucleotides. It is a transcript of the gene SUGP2, whose product is annotated as SURP and G-patch domain containing 2. Gene Ontology annotation, molecular function: RNA binding. Bases 239 to 3547 code for a protein of 1102 amino acids. Lineage: Eukaryota; Metazoa; Chordata; Aves; Columbiformes; Columbidae. Gene Ontology annotation, biological process: RNA processing. Gene Ontology annotation, cellular component: nucleoplasm. The transcript has 11 exons. The record is from RefSeq and is a predicted model, not a curated record.
GGUCAGUCGCCGUUUGCGCAUGCGCUCUAUGCGGGAACUCGCUGAAGCGGGCCUGCACGGCAGCGGGUGUCCCAGGGCCCCGCCGGCGGAGCGGGAGGCUGCGGGUCGCCCACGCCCGCUUCCCUUCUGCUUACCGCGCCGUGCGGCUCGAACCCGCGCCCUCUCCGUCGGUACCGGCCCGAAACCACCCGCCUUGAGGGGAUGAGGAGGCGGUGCCUGCGGCGCGGCGGGGAUAAAAAUGGCCUCUCGGCGGAUCACACGGGAGACGUUUGAUGCUGUGGUGCAGGACAAAGUUAAAAGGUAUCGCAUGGACCGGGGUGAUGCUCUGGAGAACACAAUCCAUCAUUUCAAAGCUCAUUCAAGGCCUCUCCCAAGACCAAGAUUCGAAGACAGUUUUCAUGACGAUGGAAGAUACGCUCAUGACAACGCCCAGCACCAUCCACACGAUGACUGGAGUGAAGACCCUCGAGAUGACUAUCCAGGACCUUCUUAUCGCUCUGCUAGUCCUCUCAUCAGGAAAGAGAACUAUUACCAUGAACAGUACGGCCGUCCAGCAUCUCGGGACCGGGACUUUGGCCACCUGGCAUCUCGGGACCGGCAGUUUGGGCGUCCGGCUUCACACGACCGGGAGUACGGGCACCCAGCAUCUCGCGAUCGGGAAUGCGGGCACCCGACGUCCCACGAUUGGGAGUACGGGGGCCUGGUUUCACACGACCAGGACUACGGCCCUCCUGACUCUUGGGAAUCCACUGGACCACAUGAAACUGAUUUUAGUUCUUCAGAUAUUUUAGGUGAUUUUAGAUCACCAGGACUCAUGGAAGAUGAAUAUGGCAACAUGGACAAUCAGGAGUAUGAUGUGGACUUUGGAAUUCAAUCCGACAGUGAGUUCCGGCCCCCGCUACGGAGGGGCAGCAUCGGCAGGGGAAGAGUUCUGCGAGGAAAGCGCCUUACGAGGGGCACUGUUAAAGCUAAAGUCUUCAAAGGAGAUAUCAAACCUCCCCUGAAGAAAUGGAACACUAAAAAACUGCCACCAGGCUCUGAUCAGAAACCAGCUCUGCAACCUGAUCAAACGCCUGAAACCGCUGAACAGCCCAACCAGAGGCCGGUGCCCGUCCCACGCCCUAAUCAAAAGUUGCCUCCACGACCUAAUCAGAGGCCGACUUUAACAACCCAGAGACCUAUUCUCAGGCUCCCGAAGCCAGCACAUGUUUUCAGAAAUCUCAGUUUUGAUCUUGUGGACAAAUCAGACAUCUUUUCAACAUUUGGAAUAGAAAUUAUCAAAUGGGCUGGGUUUCACGCAAUAAAAAAUGAUGCAGAAUUUUCCCGGCUCUUUGGAGCUCUCUUCGAGCUGGAGACAGAAACCUGUGCAAAAAUGCUCGCUUCAUUCAAAUGCUCCUUAAAGCCAGAACACAGAGAUUAUUGUUUCUUUACUAUCAAGAGUUUACAACAUGCUGCUCUGAAAACUCCCAAAGUGGACAAUGAGUUUUUAAACAUGCUGUUGGACAAAGGUGCUGUGAAAACAAAGAACUGCUUCUUUGAAAUAAUCAAACCUUUUGAUAAAUACAUAAUGAGGCUUCAAGACCGCCUCCUAAAAGGUGUUACACCGCUGCUUAUGGCCUGCAAUGCUUAUGAAUUGAGCAUUAAGACGAGCGGUUUUGGUAAUCCAAGAGAAAUGGCAAGUGCUUUUGAGACCACAGUCUCUCUGUGCCGUAAGUCUCUAGCCCUUCUGGGUCAGACCUUUGCGCUAGCAUCUGUUUUUAGGCAAGAGAAAAUACUUGAAGCCGUAGGACUCCAGGAAAUGGCUCCAGCGCCAACACUAUUCCCAAACUUUGACGAUUCAACGUUGUUCGGAAGAGAGUACAUUGAAAACUUGAAGGCUUGGUUGGAGAAAAGUGGAUAUCCAAUUCAGAUGAAGAAGGCUGAGCCGGAGUCCACAGCACAGCUUAAAAAACCCUCUCCUGACACAAAAGCUAAAACCCCCCAGCGAGCUGAUCGGAAAGUCGUGGAGGUAAUCGAACAGCUGGUGAACAGCAUUGUUUCAGGCACUUUGUCUGCCAAAGAGAGAAAUGCUCAAAAGAACUGUCCUGAAUAUUGGUUCUUGUCUGAUGAAGAUAGUCUAGAAUACAAGUAUUACAGACUGAAGUUAUCAGAGGUGCAAAGGCGGACAUCGGCUGGAAAGGAAGCGGGUGGCGAGGGCAGAACACUGGAAGAAUCUGCAACAGAAUCAGUCAGAGCCAUGUUAUAUGCCAGGAAAGUCGCAAGUAUUAAGAGGAAGCUAUUUAAAAGGAAAAGGCUUGGAAUUAUCGCCCAACACUGUGUGCGAGGAAGGAAGGUGAGGAGAGCAACCACAGGGACGCAGACCGUGCUUUCGGCAGGUACGGUGCUGAAGCACCAAGACAAACAUCUUCAGGGUUCCGUCCAGUCAAAAACUUCGGUGUCAGAAACCAGCCCGUCUGAGAAUUCUCCCCUCGACACCACCUCGUCCUCACAAUGUGCCGCCAGUUCAGAGCUCGCUCUGCCAGCAGAAGAAAGGGCAGAUGUGGAGAAUUUAUUAGCACCACCUGAACUUUUCCCACCAUUGUCCUCUCCGUUUCCUGAUGUGGAUGCUAAAACAAUGGAAACUGCCGAGAAACUUGCCAAGUUUGUCGCUCAGGUAGGACCAGAAAUUGAGCAGUUCAGCAUAGACAACAGUGCAGAUAACCCAGACCUUUGGUUUUUACAGGAUCGAAACAGUUCUGCUUUCAAAUUUUACCGAAUGAAAGUCUAUGAGCUACGUCCAUCUAUUAACUUCAGUGCUGUGUCAGAAGUAACUGAUGCUGGGGACAGUGCUAAACCUGAAGAGAGAAAUGUGGAUAUUUCAGAAGAAGAAGAGUAUGAAGAAGAAGAGGAAGAAGAUAAUGAGGAGGAAGCUGAGUUUGAGGAGGAUAUCUCCCAGCCUUUGGAAGAAAUGGAGCAAGCAGAGGAGGAGGAAGAGGAUGACACAUCAGCAGGUAGAAGUGUGGAAAACCUAGCAGAAGAGAUGUGUUCCAAAACAGGAGAGGAGAUUUCGACAGGUGAAAUGCAGCUAGCCACCUCCUCUGACGGUGCUGUACCCAAUCUGUCGACACAGGCAUCCGCUCCUGCUCCUGGUACCCUAUUUCCUCGCAAACGAAUCAGCAGCAAGUCUCUGAAAGUUGGUAUGAUUCCUGCAUCUAAAAGGAUUUGCCUCAUAGAAGAACCAAAAGUGCAUGAACCUGUCCGAAUUGCUUAUGAUAGGCCUCGUGGUUGCCCAGUUACAAAGAAGAAGAAGAAACCAAAAGAUUUAGAAUUUUCACACAAGAAACUGACGAACAGGAACGUGGGGUUCCAGAUGCUUCAGAAGAUGGGCUGGCAAGAAGGACACGGCCUUGGGACACGGGGAAAAGGAAUCCGAGAGCCUGUAAAAGUGGGUGCUACCUCUGCAGGGGAGGGCUUGGGUGUUGCAGGGGAAGAAAAUAAAGAAGAUGCAUUUGAUGUUUUCCGUCAAAGAAUGAUACAAAUGUACAGGCAGAAAAGAGCAAGUAAAUAGGUUUGACAUAAGAAACUCGCUCGCUAGAAAGAGCACGGACAUGCAGAGGCUGCUGUGUGCAAGACCCUCGGCAGAGUCUGCCAGUGUGAAGAACACUUGGUUCUAUAGUAGUGGACUUGAACACUAAAGUAUUAAAACAUUUUCCAAGAUUAAAGUUAGUCUUGUAUUUAAUUGUGCAAGCUAACAACUUGAAUGUCAUCUUCUGAGGAAGAAACAACUGCUUUUGUUCUCGGAAGUGCCUGUUUACCUCUCUCUUUGGCCGAGUUUGCCUGUUUCAUGAUGAGAAAUGGAAUAAGCAACAUGAAAAACCCGCCUGGCCCGGUUUGGCUCUGAUCCUUGCUGAAGCCAAGAGUCUUCUCCAGUUCAGAUCUUCUUGCAAGGCAGUUCAGAUUUUGUUUUACUACAUUUUAUCGAUGGCUUCAUCUGAUCUACUUCUGGAGCCUGCACAAAGCAGUUUCCUUUCUUCCAUACAAGAAGUCUGCCUGCCUGCUUCUUUUGUAUAGGAGUCUAGACUUUGAAGCAUAGGAUGAACAACUGGGUUCAUCUGAGUGUGAUAACACUAAACUCUUCCUUGAAAACCUCAGCUGCUAAGGCUUUGCAUUGUCAUGAGCAAGUAGUACAUAUUUGAAGUGUACAUUUUGUUUUUACACAGAUUUGCAGCUCUUCUCCAACACAUUCUUGCCUAAUUUCUUUCCUUCUCAAAAAGUUUAAGCCACGAGCAGGUGCAAUUCACGUGUCUGCAGAAAAUACCGAAGAAAAUACGUGGAAGUCACCUGGAAUUGGAUCACCAGUGUUAUAAGACCAUCAGUUUAGAGAGUCAUUUCUGUGUUCUAUCAAAUAUUUGCUUUGCAGGAGUUCUUGUAUUGAAAAAAAUGCCAAGAACUAAGAUAACCUGGUACUUCUAAGGGACCGUGCCAGAAUUUACUGAAAGCGAAGAGCGGAUUAAUCAACAAAAAGCAUUAUGUAGCUGCUUGGCGAAGCAGUUCUGCAGACACGAAAGCUUUAGCAGUAUUACCACAAAUAAUCAUUCAAGGUCUGAUCAUUCAUCUUCUUCCACCUUGCACAUCAAUAAGGGAUCUGGGACUGGCUAACUGACCGUGACAGAAUUCAAUAGCAUGCUUUUUAGUGUACUCAUUCUCCAUCAUUACCUCUCUCAAACCAGUCCAAAGUCUCCCCUGGAAUGUUAAACUGCCAGAAUCUCCUUCUCUGAAGAGUCUUCUCUUGAGCUGGCGCAUGUUUUGCUGAGCAGGAGUGAGCGCUGUCUUGCCGCUGUUUCCAUCCUGCACCACGCUUCUUGCAGAGCCGCGCGCUUGCGGUACCCGCUCAUGGCAGCCCACAAGAAUGUGGCAGCAUCUCAAGUUCCUCACUGACAAAAACGUAAGAAAACGUGCUCCUCAGUUACCCACUGGCCUGUGCCUGCUGUUCAAAGAACAAAACGGUAUUCUUUCUCCAUUAGAAACCCCACUGGCUGAAAGGGAGUGUCCUCAUUUUCAUUCUGUAGCAACAAGCUUUUCCUUGCUGGUAAUAACCAGUUUUAGAUGAUGAAUGCAAGAUUUUUUUUCUCCUUUACUGUACAAGUCUUUGAAACCAUGAGAAACAAAAUCAUGUCGCAGUGUAAUUUCCCAGUCACUUGGGUUUAGGUGCCUCCAGGCACGUAAUCACUAAAUGAAACCACAAUGGCAGGUAUAGAAAAAUACACUGGUAGUUCUGUUUUUCCAUGAACAUCACAUGUGUCUUCACCUUUACAAGAAACUGAAGCAUGAAGGCUAUAAAUACAAAUAAGUUCACCUGCUUGUCAAAUUUAAGGACAUUUGAGAGCCCAGACAUUUCUCACAGACUCUACUUGGAGAUGUUUAAAAUCCUUUAAUGUUCUGCACCACAGGCCACUCAAAAGAUCAUCAGUUACAGUAUUGGGCAGCGUGUGCUUCCCUGUGAAGUUCUGUUUGGGUGUGUUCUUUGCUGCCACUCCUUCUCUCCUGUGCCUAAUUAUCUAGCGGUCACCAUCUGGUUUAGAAUGACACUCUGCAACCAGUAUUGUUGGCAUCUGAUUUAUUCCUCCGGCCCGCUCGAAUGGGUUUGGCUUUUCUUUUAGUGAUGAAGCUGCUGGUGUUGCUGGUCACAAUUUCUAUUCCCCUGCAAACUUCCAGUUCACCUCCUUGCCCAAUCUGGGAGAACUGUUGGCAUCCAGGUUGGAAAUGGUGCCGUCCUUGUGAGUGCAGUGCAGUUCAGAGUGUGAUGCUGUCUUGAGAAUAAAGGGGAACGUUGAGGAAAUCUGAGUCUGCCACCCUGGCCCACUCCAGUGUGCUCUGUCUUUCUUGGGCCGAGCUUGAAUUUUGGACAAGAUACCAGCAGAGCAGCGCUGUGCUGGGGUCCCGGCCCUGCUCUCGCAUGGGUUACCGUUUGCCACUUUUAUCUUGUUUUACCAAGAGAUGACCUUACGCUCCUUUUGCAGAAGGAGUUUCCUUUUCGUUUUGACCUGCUUUUGCAGGCAGCUCUGAUUUGAAAAUUUGCAAUACUUGUACAUGUGAAACAUUUGUUGUGCGGAUCCGUUGCCUUGGUUAAAGCUUACUAGCUUCUUUUCUGUUAUUUUAGUUCCAGGCUCUCUUCCAUGAAGACUGCAAGCUUCAGUGACCAUUUUAACUAACUUCAGUGCUGUGUCUACUGUCUUUUUGGUUGGUUUUUUGCCAUUAUUCUUGCAGAGCAAUUUGCUGGUUUCUGUUCUGUGCAAACUGGCAGUAGUGCUAAGCUAGUAACAAUUAGACGCUUAUGUUAUUGGAUAACUGACAUUUCUUUUUAGUGUAAGUAAACAUGUUAGCAUUGUUAACCUUUUAAUAUCUGCAAUAAAUGUGGAACUAAACGA